This is a messenger RNA of Sitophilus oryzae (rice weevil), 4432 nucleotides long. RefSeq lists its product as uncharacterized. The transcript is spliced from 3 exons. The record is from RefSeq and is a predicted model, not a curated record. Bases 1177 to 4116 code for a protein of 979 amino acids. NCBI's taxonomy places the organism in Eukaryota, Metazoa, Arthropoda, Insecta, Coleoptera, Curculionidae.
CAUGCGUCAAACGCAGCGUCAUCGACAGCCGACGGCCGACGCCGACCGAUCGUCAACGUGGAUCGUGAAGAACAGAAAUAUCCGCUGCGAUCUCUUGCCAACAUGGCUGCGAUUCGCCAUUCAGACGCAUUCAGUAGUCGCCAUUCUGUUUUUUAGUGCCGAAUUCAGUUAAAUUUCAGUCGCAAUCGUAGUUGUAACGUGUUUUUGCAAUGGCAUGUGAACCAUUUACCGGCGAGCAAGACCGAAAAUUAGUAGAAUUGGUUGAAGUGAACCCGUGUCUGUACCAAUUAGACCAUCCGUCACACAAAGAUGUAGAAAUGAAGAUGCAAACUUGGGAAACAAUAGCAGAAGAGAUCGGAAAAUCGGUGAUCAGAAGAAUCAGAAUUAUGAUUCAGUGAUAAAAUCAAAGGCUAUGAUAUAAUGUAUUAGGACAUACAGUGUAAUUGGAAAAGGAAAAAAGUUACUUUACAUGAUAUUGUUUCUUCAAAACAUUAGAACUGCCUGGUUUAAUAUAAACAGUUACAAAUUUAAAAAUAUUUAAGAAAUUAUAGUAUCAGUUGAAUAUACAUAUGGAGAAAGAAUGAGAUAAAAACAAGCGUACUGUUUACAAAACAUAACACUCCGAACUCCGAGAAAAGCGAGUCCAAGAUUCAAGCUCCGCUUAGAUAAAUAUAUCUUGGGGGUUGAGUUACCUACCAAGCGCGUCCCCAGGUGGCGGAUAGGGGUAAGCUGCAGACUCUAAGGUACUGUGGUAAAGAGGAUGAAUCAAUCUUCUCGCGGACCAGCUCCCACGUGUUUGUGCCGUGCGUGGCGACCCGUGUCGUCGGAUGAUGGGUACCUGGUGGUUGAGCGCCAAACGCAACACAUCACUUUGGUCCGGAUUUCGAUUAGACGGGCGGCUAGGAACUAACCCAUCCCUAGUCAAUCGGCUGUGUCGUCCCGUAAGAGGGCCGACAGGGUGAGAUCUUGGAGUUAGGGGCGCGUAGGGGGUUGCGAACGGGAUUGUUGGGUGGCUCCUGCUUCCUCUCUCGCAUAACCCCUUCACAGCGUUGCCUAUUCUUUGGGAUCUAUAUUUAUCUAGCAACCCUGGUGUUCGCAUGGGCUUGCCAUGCGACUCCCCCUAUGUGGGACUCCGUGGUGGGUGGGGAGCUAGAUACAUGAAUUCAUGUUAAAUGUAUGGAUAGAUAUUCUUUGAAAGCCAAACGCGAGUUUCCCUCGCCAUUUAUACCUUCUGGAGCUGAGUAUCAACGCUCGCAACAGCAACAACACACACUUGCAGGUAAUUCUGAGUUACAAAUACCAGGCCGAAAGCGUAGACAGCGCUUAACACACGCUGAAAUUAAGAGGAGAAAAAAAGCGCGGGAGACGGAGACGAUGUCAAACAGAUAUUACUCGUCGCAACGAUCACCGUCUCCCAAAUACAAUUACUCAUCACAAAGAUCACCAUCUCCUCAAUACCACUUAUCACAGCGAUCACCAUCUCCUCAAUUCAGUUACUCGUCACAACGAUCACCAUCUCCCCAAUUCCAAUUGAAAAGAACCGCUAUGCAUCCCACCAAUGUGCAACGCUCUUAUACGAGAACGUUAGAAGAGGCACCUAGCACUAGCCGAACUCAUUUUGCGGAACAAUCCUCGCCCCAGAAAAUCCAAUCAAAAUGGACAGCAAAGAAAUCGAAAUAUGUGCAGUCACCGUUCAUGAGGGAACCCAAGAAGGAGGUAAACUAUAACUGGACACAGUUCAUGGAAUCGCCCCCGAAAUAUCCAUCAAUAUGGAACCAACCUCUUUCUAAGAGAAAGCCUGAACAGCCGGCAAGUUCUAGCCGUGCUUACAAUUCUGACCGGGCAUCGCCUUCCAGACUUCCCCCGGUAACACAACCCGAAAAAAAGAAGUUUCAUUCCGAUAAUACACCACCUGAUUUAGCAUGGAAGGCCGGGCAUCCUGCGAAGAAAUUUCCCAAGCAGAAUACACAAAUUGCAUCCACAUCUAAGCAGCAUCAGUAUCCAUAUUCCAAAAAUCCAAUUAAUAAACCACCUACUUUUAAAGGAGGAGUUAAAUUUUCUAACCAACAUAUACAAAUACCAUCCAAAAAACAGCAAUUUUAUGAUUCGUUUUCCAAAAAACCCUUCAGGAAAGCAAACUCUAAUUUGCCGUCUGCCAACAGGAUGGAUUUCGUUUAUAACCAUCUUACAAUGGCCAUUAUCGAGGAGAAAGAUCGUUUCGGAAAAAUAUCAAAGAAGAACGAAGUCCUUAUUAAAGGAAUGUUAAUGGAAAAACUGGAUAAAUUUUUAUUAGAAGAUAGCAACAGAAAUGUAAAUCCCCCAGCAUUUCUUUCGUGGACUUAUAUAAAGAAAGUUAUCAGGGUUACCUGUCGAGAUCAAUAUACUGUAGAAUGGCUAACCGAAACCGUGAAUAAUUUAACGUUUGAGCAAAAUUUAAUACUAUCUGUUGUUAGGGCCGAUGCAUUGCCUAAGAUGACGAAAGUUACUCUCGAGGUUCCUUUAGAAUCGACUAGUGGCCUUAACGCUAAAGAUAUAAUAAUUAAUCGCUUGGCGGGCCAAAAUCCGUCUCUAAACAUCAGAAACUGGUAUGUUGUCCAAGCCAAUGAAACGAUGUCGGGUCAUUUCUUUGUUUUCGCACUUGAUGAAAAAGAUAUCCUUACCUUAAAAAAAGCGAAAAUGAGAGUCUUUUACCUUUUUGAAACUCUUUUUCUAAGACUAACAAAAGGUUCAAUUCAUGUCAAGCCUCAUACCUUCACCUCGUCAGUUCCAAACAUACAGUCCCUUAAGACAAUCGGCGCCACUUCAGCCCCAAGCGUACAGUUGCCUCAAUUAUCUCACGAUGCUUCGGAUCCGAAUAUACAGUCUAUUAAGUCAUCUGACACCUCUUUAGUUACAAACGUGCAGUCGCCUAUAGAAAUUUACGACCCCUCGGAACCAAGCAUGCAGUCACCUAAAUCCUGUAAUACAUUUUCACGUCCCAACGUCCAGGCCUCUAAGGAAGCUGAUCCCGCUUUAGUAUCAAACGAAGAGUCUCCUAAAUCAUCGGAGGCCUCUACAGUUUCAAACGAAACCGAAACCUCUUCAGUACCAAACAAGCAGUCUCCUGAGUCAUCUGACUGCUCUUCAGUUCCAAACGCGCCAUCUCCUACUGCAAGUGACGCCAUUACAGCUUCAGACGCGCAGUCCUCUGUAGAAAUUGAAGUCUCUUCAGUACCAGACAAGCAGUCUUCUAAGGCAUCUGACACUUUAGUUCCAAACGCGCAAUCUCCUACGGCAACUGCCACCAUUACAGCUUUAGACGCGCAGUCCUCUGUAGAAAUUGAAGUCUCUUCAGUACCAGACAAGCAGUCUUCUAAGGCAUCUGACACUUCUUUAGUUCCAAACGCGCAAUCUCCUACGGCAACUGCCACCAUUACAGCUUCAGACGCGCAGUCCUCUGUAGAAAUUGAAGUCUCUUCAGUACCAGACAAGCAGUCUCCUAAGGCAUCUGACACUUCUUUAGUUCCAAACGCGCAAUCUCCUACGGCAACUGCCACCAUUACAGCUUCAGACGCGCAGUCCUCUGUAGAAAUUGAAGUCUCUUCAGUACCAGAUAAGCAGUCUCCUAAGGCAUCUGACACUUCUUUAGUUCCAAACGCGCAAUCUUCUGCGGCAACUGACACCAUUACAGCUUCAAACGUGCAGGCCUCUGUAGAAAUUGAAGUCUCUUCAGUACCAGACAAGCCGUCUUCUAAGGCAUCUGACACUUCUUUAGUUCCAAACGCGCAAUCUCCUACGGCAACUGCCACCAUUACAGCUUCAGACGCGCAGUCCUCUGUAGAAAUUGAAGUCUCUUCAGUACCAGACAAGCAGUCUCCUAAGGCAUCUGAUACUUCUUUAGUUCCAAACGCGCAGGCCUCUGUAGAAAUUGAAGUCUCUUCAGUACCAGACAAGCAGUCUCUUAAGGCAUCUGACACUUCUUUAGUUCCAAAAGCGCAAUCUCCUACGGCAACUGGCGCCGUUACAGUUUCAAACGCGCAGUCCUCUAUAGAAAUCGACGCAUCUUCAGAACCAAACGAGCAGUCUUCUGAAACAACUGAAGUCCCUUCAAUUCUAAACGAGGCAGAGUAUAUUUAGUUCUACGUAAAAAAUAGUUCUUUGGGCGAAUCUACCAUUUCUGGAUCUCCAAAUUAGCUCUUCUACUAAAGUUAAGUCAAGAAGAGCAAUUUAUGUUCCACUGGUCAUAAACACUAGUCACUUGAUAUAUGUCGUAAUGGUUAAGUAAAUGUUCAUCUCACUAUAUUAUACGCUAUACUGACUUGAAGUACGGUUCCUUAAACCGCCAACAAGGAAAAUGGAUCGAUCUACUUGUCAAAGACUGGCACGCCAAUAACUGGGAAUUAUUCUUCAAUUACUAGUGCAAAUGAGGUAGUGAAGAUAUUAAAAUAUAUGG